AUGGCUCAGGCUGUAUUACCGUUCUCUGUCGCAGGCUUCACGCCCAUCCCAGUAUCCUAUUCAGACUCUUCCACACACGUCCUUUAUGCGCGUGCUCACACUGGGCCGAAGAAACCGAAAACAGACUCGAAGGGUAAGGCCGUCGUGCUCCCCGAGGACCGCACGCUCUUUCUCGUGAACGUCCCACCAGACGCGACGGAGCGAGAGCUCACCCUCUUCUUCAAGAGCAGCGGAACUGUAGAGAAAGUCCUCUUUGUCGGGGACGCGGAGGAGACUGAUGAGCCGUCCGACGGAGAAAGCGACAGCGACGAGGAACAGGAAGCUGCGGAGAGUGAUGCAGGGAGCGAUGAGGAUGCGAACGAGCGCCCCAGGAAAAAGCGGAAAAAGGGCAGGGCGGUCGCUCCACAGGUCGUGCCCCUCCCCUCACGACCGUUGCGGACAUUUCGACGGACGGGCGGGAGGGCGCAUGUCGUGUUCCUCGAUGCGUCCUCCCUUGCUCGCGCAUUGACUCCUCCCACAAAACCAAAACCAUGGCCGACGGACACAUCGGUACCAUUGGGCCUUGCGCAUUACACUGCUCUCUACGCGUCUCUCCGACCGCCGCUAGAUACCGUGAAGGCGCACGCGGAUACAUGGAUGGCGCAUUUCGAUUUUGAGGAAGCCAAAAAGAAGCAGGAGAGCAAAUACAAGAAGGGAGAGGCGAUCGUGGACGAGGACGGGUUCACGCUUGUCGCGCGGGGCGGGGCGUAUGGUAAGACACUGGGUGGCGAUGUUGGCGUUGCGAGCAAGAAGUUCCAGAACCAGCAGCAGAAUGGCGGAGGAAAGAGGAACAGGAAGAAGAAUGACAAGAAGGAGAAGGAGGGGUUCUAUUCGUUUCAAAUUCACGAAAAGAGGCGGAAAGAGCUCAUGGACCUGAAGAAGAAGUGGGAAGAAGACAAGGCGAAUGUGGAGAAGUUGAAGCAGUCGAGGAAAUUCAAGCCAUACUAG
Messenger RNA from Sparassis crispa, 987 nucleotides. RefSeq lists its product with no specific name. The coding region runs from base 1 to 987 and encodes 328 amino acids. Gene Ontology annotation, molecular function: nucleic acid binding. Gene Ontology annotation, biological process: ribosomal small subunit assembly; rRNA processing. The record is from RefSeq and is a predicted model, not a curated record. The transcript has 2 exons. NCBI's taxonomy places the organism in Eukaryota, Fungi, Basidiomycota, Agaricomycetes, Polyporales, Sparassidaceae. Gene Ontology annotation, cellular component: CURI complex; UTP-C complex.